This is a messenger RNA of Theobroma cacao (cacao), 889 nucleotides long. Its product is annotated as inactive Serine/Threonine-kinase, putative (DUF679). Gene Ontology annotation, biological process: endomembrane system organization. NCBI's taxonomy places the organism in Eukaryota, Viridiplantae, Streptophyta, Magnoliopsida, Malvales, Malvaceae. The record is from RefSeq and is a predicted model, not a curated record.
CAAAAACAAGCAAAUUAACAACAAAAGCUCUCUCCAUGGUAUUACCCAAAGUUAAUCUUGCACAAUCUGCCCACAAGGCCCUGCCAGGCUCGGCCAACCUAGCAAACCUGCUUCCAACAGGCACCGUCUUCGCCUUCCAAGCCAUUGUACCUUCCUUCUCCAACAAUGGAAGAUGCGAAGCGGCUCACAAGUACAUGACCUUGGGUGUCAUCAUACUGUGUUCCCUUGCUUGCUUCUUAUCUUCCUUCACUGACAGCUUCGUGGGCGAAGAUGGCAAGCUUUACUACGGUAUUGCCACUUACAAUGGACUUUACGUUUUCAACGAUGAUAACGAUGAUGCUCUCGACUUGGAGAAAGAUUCCGCCAACGAAAUGUUGAAGAAGUACAGACUCACUGCCAAAGACUUCGUUCAUGCCUGUUGCUCCUUGACUUUGUUCUUAGUCAUCGCAUGCAGCAGCUUCGACGUUCAACGUUGUUACUUUCCUAAUCCGGGGCCUAACGGUGAUGCACUGAUGACAAACUUGCCAUUAGCAGCUGGGAUUUUGGCUAGUGGGUUGUUCAUGCUUUUCCCAACCAAACGAAGAGGGAUUGGGUACGCUGACAGGCUUGAAUCUGACCAUGGCGAUAAAAAGGAAGAGAAAGAGUCCCUGAAGAAAGGUGACAAGGAGCUACUGCCUCGCAGCAAAACUACACCUAACUAAUUAAUAUAUGAUUCAUACUUAAAGGUUGCUUGGGUUUGAUCAGCUCAGAUAAUUCAGUAAGAAUCGAUGGACAAUAAGUUGAACUUAAUUGCCUAAUAUUCUCUUCUCCUCACGUGUGAAUUGUAAUUAAUUAUGAACAGAUUCUGAUGAAAAGCAAUACUAUUUCAUAGCUAGGGUUUGAAGGGAAA